Messenger RNA from Galendromus occidentalis (western predatory mite), 1095 nucleotides. RefSeq names its product non-structural maintenance of chromosomes element 1 homolog. Gene Ontology annotation, molecular function: ubiquitin-protein transferase activity. Bases 360 to 1076 code for a protein of 238 amino acids. The record is from RefSeq and is a predicted model, not a curated record. Gene Ontology annotation, cellular component: Smc5-Smc6 complex; nucleus. Lineage: Eukaryota; Metazoa; Arthropoda; Arachnida; Mesostigmata; Phytoseiidae. Gene Ontology annotation, biological process: double-strand break repair via homologous recombination. The transcript has 4 exons.
UGUCGUCUUCGAGUGGCAGACAGCAGAAGCCAAUCCGCGAGUUGAACGGCGCGCAACAAUAGCUGAUGAAUGAAUAGAAGGGAAAGCGCCGGCCGCUGAUUUCGUCAAGCGACAUUCGAUCAGCAACGACGGCUGGAUUCUCCGUGUGCUCUUCGUGCUGUGAUUUCAAUCUUCCUUCAGUUGUCGGGAUUCAACGAAAGGCGGUUUCCAAGCAUCGGUAUCGAUAUAAAUAAUCAUCUGGACCGAGACAAUCAGCUUUCAGCUGCCGCGGUCAUAAAUGGUUCCGGUGCGGAGAAGAGCUCAGGGAGGAUUCUUGUAGUAACUCCUUCCGCAACCCGUUUCGAGAGCGUGAAGAAGGAAUGGCGGAUGCACAUCGAUUCUUGUCUCAAACCUUCCUCCAGAUCAUGCUGGAUCGACGAUACUUGCCGUUGUCGGAUUUCAGAGCUCUAGUUCACGCUCUGAAUCAGAAAUACGACUACGAUCUCAGUCUAGAUCAUGAUGCGGAUUUGCUCGAAUUCAUCAACAAACUCAAUCCAACGCUGACAUCACUCCACUUGAAACUCUCCCAGAGUAUAGACGAGGAGAAAGGCCACAGAGUGCUUGUUCUCUGCAAUACGCUCUCGUCAGAGCUUUCCCGAAAUCCCACGUUCAACGAUCAGCAGAUGGCUCUCUUCCGUCAGAUUGUCACCGCAAUAGUUGAAUCUGUUGAUGGAAUCCUCGACUUGGAGCAGGCUGAAUCCGCUGUAGUCGACAUCCCAAAUUGUACGUUGUCGGCUCAGCAAGCGAAGAAUACGGUUCAACAACUCAUCAAGCAGAAGUAUCUGCGAUGUUCCAACGACGUUGUCACGCUUACACCGUCUGCUCUGUCAGAACUUCAGCCUUACAUAGCCGCGACCAUGCCGGAUCAGGUCUCCAACUGUUUCGGAUGCAAUUCCUUGUGCCUACAGGGAGAGCGCUGUCCCGGGAGUCAGUGUAAAGGUCGCGUACAUAAACAUUGUGCUCCUACUGUAUUUCAGCGGAAAAAAGCAUGCAGACUUUGCAAGGGGCCUUGGGGGUCGGAAGUAUUCUCUCAAUAAACUUACGAUUUUUUCAAAC